AACAUAUAGUUCUUUUUAUGAAAGAAACAUGAGAGCGGAUAAUUUAGCCAUAACAAGGAAAUCCUUUUUUGUUUGUCGUUAUCAAACUAAACUUUAAAAAAUAAUAGAACGAAAAGCAAAUCAGAAGAUGAAUGAAAAUAGAAGUCAAAAUCUCGAGAAAGAGCUUUUAUACGUGAUUGCCAAGUAUUUAGAAAAUGGUCCUUGUAAGAAGGCAGGCAUGAUUCUUCGUGAGGAGUUGCAAAGAAAUCAGCUUAUUUUCCCCCGAUUAGAUUGGAAGGGGAACGUCCACGUUCAAAAUUAUGAAGAAUUUGAUCGAAAAAAUGCGCACUUACCUCCACAGUAUCUUGUACAACUUAUUGAGAGGUUAAACCCGUUAGUUGAGCAAUGUUUUCCCUCCAGUAUAAAAUCACUAAAAUCCUUAUUAGGGCGAGGAUCUGCUUCUUUAUUAAGAACUGAAGUUACCGGUAAAGCUAAAAAAAAAACUGAACUAAAACAAUCAUCAUGGCAUUCAGUCACUCGAAACUGCGCGCCUCAACUUCUUCCUCCCAACAUAAAAUGCACAUCUUUUGUUGCUACAAUAAUUGGAAGAGAGUUUUCUGGGAGCAAAGGAAAUCUAAAUCUUACAUUGAAUUGCGAACUUUUUUUAAAGAUGUCAAUACACAAACGUGUAUUGGGACAUUUGGCUUCAGUAUACUGUGUUUUGUUUGAUAGAACUGGCAGUAUUAUUGUUACGGGCGCUGAUGACACACUUGUUAAAUUAUGGUCAACACGUGAUUGCCAUCUUAUUGCAACAUUGAGAGGUCAUUCUGCACAAAUUACUGAUAUUUCUAUAAACAUGGAAAACACGCUACUUGCGUCAGGAAGUUUGGAUAAAACUAUAAGGGUUUGGAGACUAAAAGACACACAUCCUGUUGCAGUUUUGCAGGGUCAUACAGGAAUGAUCACUUCAUUAGAGUUUUGUCCAAGUGCUGAUCCUUUUGUGAGAUAUUUAAUGUCAACUGGCGGAGAUGGUAAUAUUUGUUUUUGGCCUUGGUGUCCAUUAUCUAAAGAGUUCACUCUAACACCUAUUAAAUUCAAUGAAAAGUCAAGACCUGGUGCGCAAAUGCUGUGUUCUUCCUUUAGUCCAGGUGGUAGUUUUUUGGUAACAGGAAGUUCAGAUAAUUUCAUUCGUAUAUACCAGCUUUAUCCAGAUGGUCCAGAAAAGAUUGUAGAGUUACCAAACCAUGUGGAUCAUGUGGACAGCAUUUUAUAUAGUCACAGAGGGGAUAGAUUUCUUAGUGGUUCUCGAGAUGGAACGGCAAUGAUAUGGUAUUAUCAAAACUCUGAGUGGCAUGCAACUUGCUUAGAUGCUUCUGCAAGGCUGAAAGGCGAUCCUAAACUCAAUGAUGAAGCAGAAGCUAAAACAAAAUUAAAAGUAACAAUGAUAUGUUGGAAUGCCAAUGAUAGAUUUAUAAUAACUGCUGGAACAGAUUAUGUUUUAAGAGUUUGGGAUUCUAACUGUGCUGUGUUUGUGAAUGCACUUAAAGGGCACACAGAGGAAGUUUAUUUGUUAGAGCCACAUCCUAACUUUCCACAAAUAAUUCUAAGUGCAGGUCACGAUGGGAAUAUUAUUCUAUGGGAUAUUUACAAGUUCAAAAAGUUAAAAUUAUUUUUCAACAUGCUUGAGGGUCAAGGACAUGGUGCAAUAUUUGACUGCAAAUUUUCUCCAGAUGGAUUUUCAAUUAGUGCAACAGACAGUCAUGGUCAUUUACUUUUGGUAGGAUUUGGAUCUGAUGAACGAUUUCUUAAUGUUCCUUAUGAACAAUUUUUUCAUACUGACUAUAGACCUAUCAUAAGAGAUGCAAAUAACUAUGUCAUAGAUGAGCAAACUCAAACAGCACCACAUUUAAUGUAUCCACCAUUUCUUGUUGAUGUUGAUGGUAAUCCUCAUAUUGAAACUUAUCAGCUGCUAAUACCUGGAAGAACGGCUGCUAACCUUCCGCAUAUGCGUACUCCUCAAGUUGAUGAAAAUCUUCCACCUCUUAUGGCAGAGAUUGCAGCAGCUGAGGCUUCAAUUGUUCAACAGCGAAACCGUAAUAACUCAGUUGGAGGUCUUUUAAGCCCUAGUGGUGUAGGCCUUGGUUUACGUGAAAGUGGGGAUGUUGAAGGGGUUCGUCAGCAAAAUAAUUCAUACGUGUCUGGUGAUAUAAGUGAUGCAGAUGCAAAAUUAUGGUGGAGAAGAACAAUAAUUCCCAAAAACAACUUGUACAAUGAGAAAGAAGAUGAAGAAAAAAGAUUAAAGCAAGGAAAAAAUGAAAUUCUUUUAUAUAAAAAAGAGCAAAUAAAGAAACAAAGAAAGUUUUCAGAAGAAGUACCUGAUGAUAACCGUAAUUUAAGGUCAGUUAGUGGACGUGGUCGUGGUCGUACUCGUUUAUCAAAAGUAAGAGUUCCUGUUUCUUAUGUUAGGGCAUCUGCAAUGGGUACUUUUGACCAUGUUAUGCCAUCCAGUGGCAGAGAAGUGAUGAAUAUUAGUGAGAAUGUAUCUGUUAUUAGUGAAAGCGAGCCAGAAGAUUGGCAGGGAGAGAGCAGUGACUCAACUGAUGAUUCAGAUUGGAUAGAUGAAAGGUUAAUAAGCAAAGAACAGAAUGAGCUUGCACCUCGCAAAAGGCGUAAAAAGAAGAUAGUUUCUUCGGAUGUUGAAGAUAAUGAUGAACUAGAGGUUGAUGUUAUAAGUAGAGAAAGUUCUUCGGAUUCACACACUUCUGAGUCUUCUGAAAGCGAAGAGAAUGUUAAUGAUAAAACUGAAACUGUUGUUGUUAAAAGAAGCAAACGUGUAAAUAGGGGAAAACAGAAAGCAUCACGGACCUGUCUUCCUGAAAAAGUUUUUCAUAAAAAGUCUAAAAAAGAAAUAUGUAACCACAAAGAUGUUCCUUUGCAAGAAAAUACUGCAGAUAAUCAGUCAAAUGAAUGGAUUUUGAGUACCCAUAGUAAAAAGUUUCCAUACUUUCCUCAAAUAGGUGAUGAGGUAUAUUAUCUUCGCCAAGGUCAUAAAUUAUAUGUUAUGCGAGUUAUCGAACGAAAUAUGUAUGAAAUACAAGAUUCACGUCAAGCUUAUUGUAGAUAUGAUUUAGCUCCAGCAGAACUGUGCAAGUUAGUUGGUAUUUCAUAUGAUGUUCAUCCUAUAAAGUUGUGUUCUUUAAAACUAGAACUUAUUGGAAAGAAAAAAUCAUCAGGCAGAAAACAAACCAUAACUGUGAGGUUUCAUGAUAUACCAAACGUUGUAGACUUUUUGGUGUUAAAACAUAUAUAUGAAGAGUCUUUGAUGCAUUUCUGGAAAGAAGGAGACAGAUUCCGAUGUAUUAUUGAUGAUAAAUGGUAUUUUGGAAAAAUCACAAAUGUUAGUCCUUUUGAAGAAGAUUUUCCUAACAGCAGUUUUCUAAGUUUAACAGUCGAAUGGGAUUCAGGUGAGAAUGAGAGGGUAAGCCCUUGGGAUCUAGAAAAAAUUCCUGAAGACUGUGAUAUUGUAAAUGACGAUCCAUUAACAGAAGAAGAUAAAGUUUUGUACAUGUAUAAACCUAACACAACAGACUGGCCUUAUGAAAACUUUGAAGAUCUGUUAUCUAGGGUUGGAAAAGGUCUUAAUGAUUUAAUGAUGAUGGAUUUUGCUUUUCCAUUUGUUAGUCCUGUUGAUACACUUCAGUAUCCAACUUAUUGGAGUGUUGUAGCAUUUCCCACUGAUCUUCAAACAAUAAAAUCAAGAUUAGAAAAUAGGUUUUAUAGGCGAAUAGAUGCACUCUUGUGGGAGAUACGCCAAAUAAAAACUAAUGCUGUUAAAUUUAAUGAACAAGGCAGUGCUAUUAUUGUUGAUGCUGCUUACUUGGUUAAACUGCUUUGCAAGUUUUGCAAAGACCCAGUCAUAACUGAUAUACGCUCUUUAUGUAAAAGUAUUCCACAUAUUUAUGAGAUUAAGGAACAAAAUUUUGAAGAAUCAGAAGAUGAAAAUGAUGAAGAUGAUGCAUAUGAAAGUGAUGCUCCUUGUGCUUCAUCUGAACAAUGCUCAUCUGGAGUUUCUACACAUGCAGAUGAGGACUGGAAACGUGAGGCAAAGUCAUUACUGGAAUUUAUUGCUUUAAAGGAUGACGCAGCUCCGUUUAGAGAACCUGUUGAUACAGAGCUAUUUCCGGAUUAUCUUAGUGUCAUACAUGAUCCGAUUGAUCUAUCUACUAUACGACAAAGAUUAGAUUCCAAUCAGUAUGAUGAUGCCGAAUCUUUUAUUCGUGAUUUUCAACUUAUCUUCAAAAACUCGAAAACGUACACCACUGAUCGACGUUCUGCUAUUUUUAAAAUGACACUAAGGCUAUCGGCUUUGUUUGACGCUCGAUGUCAUGCUGUUAUUGACGCUUACACACGUUCUCAUGAAAAUAUUCACUGGACGCGUGGAAAAUCAAAAAAAAAAGCCAAUUGUAAAAAAAUCUCUGAUUCAUCAGAAGAUGAAUUACAUUCCUCUACAAGACCUAUAAAAAAUUAUAAAAAAAAUAUAUCUCCUAAAAGGAACAAUCACAUUUCACCUGUCGAGUGUACUGGUAAAUCAUUAACAAAAAGUGCAACAACAACACAAAAUGGAGUGUUGCGUGUUACAAGAUCUAUGAAUAGUUAUAUAAAUAAAGACUCAAGUGACUCUAGUUUAAGUUCAGAAGAAAACGUUAUACCUAAAAUAUCUAUAUCGAAACGAACACGUAAUUCUAAACGUAGGUCUCGCGUUAGAAAACGUUAUGGCUAUGACUCAGACGAAAAUUUGGAAUAUCUUACUAAAAAAACUUCUCCUAAACCUUCAUUAAAACGUCGUCAUGUAGCCGAAGUAGAUAAAAAGUCAAACAAAAAACUUAAGUUAAAACAAAAUAAUAUAUUACAAAAACGAUCUUCGUGCAGAUCUAAAUCUGCAGUUAAUUACUGUGAAGAAGAGUUUGAUGUAUUUGAUCAAAUAUCAGAUAAAGAAACAAGAACUGAUUUAGUUGAUGAUAAGUCAUUUACUGAAAGUAACGAAGACUCUGAAGAAAGCUCAUUAAAAUCUCCUGUAGCCGUAAGUAGUCGCGGACGCAUACGUAAAGCUGCAAAACGUUUUUGUGAAUAAUUUGAAUCUCUGCGUUUUUAAAUAUAAAACGAAAUAAUCUAGAAAAUUAUUUAUAAUCUUUUUGUUUAACUAUUUUAGGUUUUAUUUUUGUUUUAUAUUUUUGUAUAGAUUUUAUAACAAAUGUAAAAGCACUUGACUGUUUCAUAGCAAUAGCAAUAGCUUUUAAAAA
Hydra vulgaris (swiftwater hydra) is the source of this 5279-nucleotide messenger RNA. Lineage: Eukaryota; Metazoa; Cnidaria; Hydrozoa; Anthoathecata; Hydridae. The record is from RefSeq and is a predicted model, not a curated record.